Dreissena polymorpha is the source of this 3427-nucleotide messenger RNA. RefSeq lists its product as uncharacterized. Bases 999 to 2018 code for a protein of 339 amino acids. Lineage: Eukaryota; Metazoa; Mollusca; Bivalvia; Myida; Dreissenidae. The record is from RefSeq and is a predicted model, not a curated record. The transcript has 2 exons.
GUAAGAAAUAUUCUAAAUAUAGAAAUAAAUAUACUAGACAUCCCUAAUUUUGGAAAUAAAUUGAUCCAAUUUUGAAGGAUGGGAGAGUCCACUAGGCAUAAAUGGGUUAAUAAAAGCAAAAGUUCACUUGCCUUGAUACAAAGGAAGUAUAUAUCAUGUGAAUUGUGGUAAAGGGUUUAUUUAAACAAUUGUUUCCUGUUCGUCUUUUGUAAAGCCACGUCAACGCACGGACGGCAUCAAUGGCUCGCAGACAAAGUUACAGUGUUGGCGGUUUUGUGGCAAAUAUUUCAGCUGCAAAUCAAUAGUGUACAUAUUGGAUUUAUAGAACCUUGCAAAUUGAAGCAAAUAAUCUUUUACUUUUAAUCGUGUAUAUUCAAAUCAAUUGGGUAGUGUCGAAUAGGCGGAAAUAAUUGUAUAGUUAUACUAUAUCAUGCGAUAUAGCAUUUUAAAUUAAGUGUAUACAAAGUGGGGAAAGUAAUUGAUACGUUGUAAUGACAGACUGAUAUAAUUGCCGAUUGAAAUUGCUGUAUUAAAAUACGAUUCAGUAUUUUUUCGAAGGAUUUGCACGUUACGUUGAAAGAAUGAGACCAAUAGACCGCUCAUGUCUUCUGAACAAACAAAAGGGUAACAUAUAUGCGCAAUUAAGUAGUACAAGAGCUUAAAUUUAUCGACAAUUUAAAAGAACGAUACAUGAAAUUUAUUAGCGCUUCGGGGAAAGUUGGAACUUAACGGAAUAGUAUUGUUUAUUGCAUCGCGGAUGUGAAUAAAUUGAUUGAAAAUGAGCUUUUCGUAAUAAACGAGAAAAGUUACUCAGUAAAAUCUGAAAAAGUCUUCUUGUCAACAGAACCUUUCAAGAAAGAUAUGUGUUCUCAAAUUUUGCACACAGGCACACUUUCCAAAAGGUUAAUCGCAGGAUUAUUUUGUUUAAAAAGUUGUUUAAGCAGUCCAUACACACCACUAGCUGGAAUUACUACUUACGGUACUCUUGAAACGCUGUGAUGCCCGUGGUUGUGGCAACAGGAUCCGUCUCUCUCGGACAUACGGACAAAAAGGACAACACGGAGCACAGAAAGUUACCCAGACCAAUAAUGUUCUGGAGCGUGAACGAGAAGACAGCGUACCGCCGGAACCACGUCGUGCAGAUCCGGAUGAACAAGCUGAUGAGCGACAUCGCCAUGCAGCGUAACAGCGCCCGGAAUUCCAUUCGCUUCGAGGCGCACAAGUUCCGUAUGAGGCGUAACCGCUUCUACAGUCACCCAUUGGACAGCACGUCUGGAUACUCGAAGCCGAGUGGAAGUCACAUCGCGCCGCCCAACUGGCGACCACCGAGCGUGUGCAGCUUCAGUAUACCCAAUAGCUCUAAGAGUGAUGAUGCGGUUGACUCGAGCCGUGGCCCGCGAAAAGCUGUGUUGUCUCCAAGGAAACAGGGCAUCAUAACGCGGGCCACCAAACCGUCCGUGACGUUCUCUGCCUACCGGGACGCUCAGUGUAACGAGGACGAUCGUGAUGUAGAACCGGAAGUGACCUCCCUGGGCUCGGAAAAGAACGCGAAGCGCGAUGCACUGUUCCGCAGCGUAUCUGCUGUCCAACAUCGGGAGAUCCCGGAUCUGCCCGGUCAGAGUCGUCAGCAUAGCGCAAUUCCGGCAGCGUGGACAUGUGCUGACCCCAAUCGGGCGCAAAUUGUACGGGAACCUACACAUAAUAUUGAUUUAAAAGUGAACUGUUCCAGAACAGCGAGUGAACAGUUUAAACGCCGAUCCGACCUCUAUUUCGACCGAGCCAAUGCCGCCUACCAACUCCGACAGGACCUCCGGAGGCGCGCGAAGCAGCGAAAGCAGGAGGUGCAGACGGCGUUAUUCACACUGCAUGACGCGCUGGUACAGGAGCGGGUGCAGUUUUUGAGGAGCACGGAGAGGGUGGUGGACUACUUGCGGCGAGUGGUAGAGAUACAGCGAACGGAGCGGCCUGCGAUGAACAAGUACACACGGGACGCUAUCGUACAACAACUUCACAUCUGAACAUUAGCGAGGAAAGACUCUAUACCAAGACGAACUAUCGUGAUUAAUUUUCAUGAAGAUGUAUUUUAAAUUCCUGAUUAUGUUAACGACUCGUUAAUCUUUAGCAAUACUCAUAAGAUCUUACUGCCUCUCGGGAAUUUUCUAUCAGCUUCGACCUGCCGAGCUGAUCUGUGUACGACAUGCCACCACUACGAAGUCCUUUUUAACAAUCGUCAUUUUACCAGUUAAACGCACCUCGCAAGACAGUGUCCGUGCAAUGGCUAUAGACGAAAACACAUCUUAAAACACUCUAAUCGUGGAAAUAGUAUAGUCCUUAGUAGUGUCUACACAAUCUUAAGAGCGGAGUUGCCGUUAGUUUUGGUGAAAUCAUAAAAGGAAUAAUAAAGGUAAAAUCAGAACAAUUUGUAGUGGAUUUCAAAUGAUCAGCACGAUGGGCGCACACAAACGCUCGAGUCGUCUAUAUGUGAUUAACCAGACUUUGAUUUGUGGAGGUCAUGAUAGAUACUUAACUGUUGUGACAUUUAACAUUAUGAAAACCUUCGGAUUAUAGAAAAGCAUCAUUUGUAUUAAUGUGUACCGAUGGAUAAAUAUAUAUGUGUAAAGUGAAAAUGAAAACACAUUUGUACACACAGAUGUUAGACAAAUAUAGGUACAAUUUACAGUACACUUUUAUGUAUAGACCAACGAGGAUGGUAAAUGUUUCCACAUAUUCUCCUUUAUCUUUGUCACUUGCAAGUCAUUGAAUGUUUACAACACUUUAAUUUACUCAAUGUAUAGUGAUUCGCUUCUUUGUUAAAACAGAAAUCGCGUUACUCAUGGUAAAACAAUGAAAUUACCUAAUUAUAAUAUAUAUAUGUUUAAAUAGUAAAACAUUUGUAAUACCCUUGUGAAAGAAAAUUACGGAUCAAUAUGGAACAUUCCUUGAAAGGAACUGUAUAUGCAUUUAACAGCGUGAACUAUUUUGUUUUCUUUUUGCAAAAUUACAUAUAUAUGUUAAUGUAACAUGACAAAACAUAUAUUAAUACUAUUUCUUAUACGAUAUAUGUGUAUAAAUGCUACUUUCACAUGUAUACUAAUACUUAAAUGUUUCCAACAUUCAUUAAAUCAUAUCAGCAGGCGAAAAAUGUGUAUGGAAGAAAUACAAAAGGUAGUUUAGAUAUUGAUAUUGUUACGAUUGCUUAUAGCAAACAAUUGUCUUUUUUGUUGAUUUUAAUUCCACCUAUGAACAAGUAGUUAAUGUUUGAUCAUAAUUUGUAUUCAAUACUUUCAAAUGCAUUUAUUUCCAUUUUCCUUCCACAAAUAAAAAUUUGAUAGUAUUUAAUGAAAUUUAAUCAAAGAUAAAGGAUGUUUUGAUAGGUGGUAUGCAUGAUGUAUGAACUUUAAUUCUCAAUAAAGGGCACGUCGGAUAA